Brassica napus (rape) is the source of this 7461-nucleotide messenger RNA. RefSeq names its product pentatricopeptide repeat-containing protein At1g03100, mitochondrial. NCBI's taxonomy places the organism in Eukaryota, Viridiplantae, Streptophyta, Magnoliopsida, Brassicales, Brassicaceae. The transcript is spliced from 2 exons. The record is from RefSeq and is a predicted model, not a curated record. The coding region runs from base 292 to 2634 and encodes 780 amino acids. Gene Ontology annotation, molecular function: protein binding.
AAGAAACAGAGGACGUGAGAAAGAAGAAGAAAAGUACAUGCCCUAUGCUGUUGUAAGAAGAACAACACUGUCAUCAUCAAUCGUGUCUGUGAAUUUAAGCUUUUUUAGCGGCCUACCCACUUAUUAGCGUCUCCGAUUUCCUUCAGCGUGUAGAUUGUAUUGCUUAUUCAGCUCGCACUCCACGUGCUCGACGAAAUGACUGACAGAAACUAGGAGACAGUUUCCUUCAGUUCUACACACCAACUUGAGGAGGUUUGAAGCUUUUUCUGACGAAUCAGAGAAUAAAGAAAGAUGUUUUCUUUAAGGAAAGCGAAGCUUCAAGCUGUCUCAGUUCACCAGAGUCGUUUCAGUUCUCUCUUUCGUGCCAUUGAAGUUACAGGUACUCAAGCUUCUUUACAACAUGGUUUGGCGGGUGAGAAGGUUCUCACUGAUGCAAGAAACCAUAGUUUGUUAUCUAAGCUUUGUACUAGUACCAGAUUCGAUAUGUGGUCUAUGAACCGAACAGAAGCAUUUUCGACUAUUUCUGGAUCAAUAUUGCUUCAAGCCAGGGAUCCUGCUAAGCUCAAUGAAGAAAUUCAAAUCGCAGUUGAUCAACGUAGGUGCGACGAAGCUUGGAGAUUGUUUGAACAGCAUAUGCAAAUGGAAGGGUUCCCGCGUAAAUCUGUUGUCAACAACGUUUUGGUCUGUUUCGCUGAGAGUCUCGAUUCCAAUUGGCUACAGAAGGGUUACACUUUAGUGGAGCAAGCCUUUGAGGAGAGCAAACAGAAUCUGCUAGAGAAGGAGCCUCUUGUGUAUCUAUCCUUGGCUCUGGCCAAGUCAGGCAUGGCUGUUCCUGCGUCAACCAUCUUGAGGAAGCUAGUUGAGACGGAAGAGUAUCCUCACGUGAGCGCUUGGUCAGCGGUGCUGGCGCAUAUGUCUCUCACGGGACCAGGAAGUUAUCUGUCUGCUGAGUUGGUUCUUGAGAUCGGUUACUUGUUUCAGAACAACAGAGUUGAUCCGCGGAAGAAGAGUAAGGCGCCUUUGCUCGCGAUGAAGCCUAAUACUCAGGCGUUGAACAUUGCUUUGUCGGGUUGUUUGUUGUUCGGGACAACACGAAAGGCUGAGGAGCUUCUUGAUAUGAUACCGAAGAUUGGUGUUAAAGCCGAUGCUAACUUGUUAGUGAUAAUGGCGCAUAUAUAUGAAAGAAAUGGGCGGAGAGAGGAGCUGAGGAAGCUCCAGAGGCAUAUAGAUGAAGCUUGUAACUUGAAUGAUUCUCAGUUUUGGCAGUUCUAUAACUGCUUGCUUAUGUGUCACCUUAAAUUUGGGGAUCUCGAAGCUGCUUCGAAAAUGGUUUUGGAAAUGCUAAGAAGAGGAAAGGUAGCAAGGAACUCACUUGGAGCCGCCAUUUUGGGACUUGAUACUGCAGAAGGUGAUAGAUUAAAGCUCAGAAAAGUAUCAGAGGUUAAAGAACAGGACACUCCAGUGCUUUCUAUCAACAGUAUGAUUCCUUAUGAAGAGUUCGUAAGAGACAGGAAAUUUCUAAAACUUGAAGCUGAGGCAAAGGAUGUUCUUGGUGCAUUGUUGGCUAAGUUACAUGUACAAGUGGAACUGAUUACGUCGGAGCGUGGUGUUCUGCAACCAACAGAAGAGAUUUAUGUGAAAUUAGCGAAGGCAUUCCUGGAAAGUGGAAAGAUGAAGGAGUUAGCAGAGUUUCUGUUAAAGGCAGAACAAGAAGAUUACCCUGUUUCUAGUGAUAACUCGAUGCUGGUGAAUGUGACCAACGCGUGUAUUUCUAUAGGGAUGUUGGAUCAGGCGCAUGAUCUACUCGACGAGAUGCGUAUGGCUGGGGUAAGAACCGGUUCUUCUGUUUAUUCUUCACUCCUCAAAGCUUACUGCAACACCAACCGGACUAGAGAAGUGACAUCACUUCUCAGAGAUGCUCAGAAGGCAGGGAUUCAGUUCGACUCAAGCUGUUACGAAGCGUUGAUACAGUCUCAGGUGAUUCAGAACGAUACUCACGGAGCUCUCAACGUGUUCAAGGAGAUGAAAGAGGCGAAAAUACCGAGAGGCGGGAAUCAGCAGUUUGAGAAGCUCUUAAAGGGCUGCGAAGGGAACGCAGAGGCGGGACUUAUGUCGAAGCUCUUGAGAGAAAUCAGAGAAGGGCAGAGUAGUUUGGAUGCGGGCGUUCAUGACUGGAACAAUGUGAUCCAUUUCUUUAGCAAGAAAGGUUUGAUGCAAGACGCAGAGAAGGCGUUGAAGAGGAUGAGAAGUCUGGGGCAUUCACCGAACGCUCAAACUUUUCAUUCUAUGGUCACAGGCUAUGCAGCCAUUGGGAGUAAAUACACAGAGGUGACUGAGCUUUGGGGAGAGAUGAAGUCCAUAGCCGCAGCUACUUCAUCGAUGAGGUUUGAUCAGGAGCUGCUGGAUGCGGUGCUGUAUACGUUUGUUAGAGGAGGGUUUUUCUCGAGGGCUAAUGAAGUUGUGGAGAUGAUGGAGAAAGAGAAGAUGUUUGUUGAUAAGUACAAGUAUCGGAUGCUCUUCUUGAAGUAUCACAAGACUGCUUAUAAAGGCAAAGCUCCAAAAGUUCAGAGCGAGUCUCAGCUCAGGAAGAGGGAAUCUGGUUUAGCAUUCAAGAAAUGGCUCGGUUUAACUUGAUUGUUAUCUGAAGUAAUCACCAUUGUCAUUACAUUUGAGUUCCGAAUAGAGUCAGCUAAAAGUUUCGUGUUGUUCAUAAAUGAAUGAUAUUUCAACUUUGACUUGGAUGGGACGUCACCGUUUUGCCUUCAAGGCAUUAUGCAUUAGUGAUGUUUAUUACUACUAGGGGCGGUUCCCCGCGCAAGCGCGGGGUCGGGGACAUAGGUUUUUUGAGUGAAUAGUUGUGGUAUUCAGGAUGCAAUGCGAAGCUUGAUUUAUAAAACUUGACAUGUACCGGUUAUGACUCUCUUGGUGCUUGCUCGUGUGAAUUUAUGACCGCAAACCUUAAAUGUAUGAUUAUUGAGAAUGAGUUGGAGUGAUUGAGUGCGCGUGACCGUUUCACCGUAGCGCAUGUUGAGUUCAAGCGUUGUGGGAUUAACAAUACUUGAACUUCUGUGUGAGUACUAAAAUUUUAUAAAAUGUUAUGUUGGUUUGUUUCAAUUUUUCCUUCAAUUGAAUUCUUUUUGUGAGAAAUGGCAUUGGCGGAGCUUCUACUGAUACCAUUGUAAAUAAGUAUUUAGCAUUACAUAGAUCAAUAUAUCCAAAUUAGAUGCAUUUAUGUGCUAAUACUACUCAUUUACUUAGACCACGUAUAAGGAUCAAGAAAUUUUAUACAGCUUCAGAAUCUUUCCGUUUAUAUAUUGAUUCCAUGAAGGGAAUCCUAAAUCGUAGUACGUAUUUAGUUGUGACUCCAACUAAAAUGUGCGUUUGGAACCAUUAUUUUUACUAAACCAUUUGCAUAGUUUUAUUUUAAUCUAGUCACAUUUGUAACUGACCCCACCAGUGAUUUUUUAAAGUUACAUAUGUAUUUGUAUGCAUGGGAUAAACGAAGGGCACGUAAAUGGACAGCAAAUAUGAUAAUACUCGCCAACGUUCCCCAAAAUUUGAAAACCGUAAAUGAAUGGCUUUUUAACGUAGAGCCCAAACCUUCUCAAGAGCUAGUGUUGCUGCUUCCGUUUUGGUGAGUUUAGACAUCUCUGUAUCAAAGACCACAAACGUUUGCAUUGUCUUUGCCAUCUUCAACGGCAAGCUCUACACGGAACCUGCAUAAAGUAGCAUUAAGGUGUUAUGAUCAUUUACAAUCUUGAGUUUACUUUUGGACAUGGGCGAGUCUUUCUAUUUCUUACUUUUGGACAUGGACAUAUGUGAAACACAUGAGGUGCCAUAUUUGUCCAGCUUCUUGCUGCAACCGGUGCAAGAGACAUAAGUCCAACCAUUCUGUUGGAGGACGCCGACAAUCCUAGCUUUGUAGAGGAAAUCAGCUUCCUGGCUCUUUAUAGCAAAAAUAGACGUAGCAUUAGAAGAAUAAAUUUAGUAACACAUUGAGAAUGUGAUUUUACAAAAAUGAAAUUAAAUAGCUAUACUAACCUGGGCGUUGGAGUUGGACAGGUAGGUAUGAAGAUCACCAAUUGUCACAAGUUCUUUCUUUCUAAUACCUCGCAUGGGUUUCUACCCGUGUAAAAACCUCUCCUGCUGCACCUCCCAAGCUAGUUGGUGAACAAUUGUGUAACAAAAAGCAUUAUAGAAGAUAACUACAUAAUAAGGGGUAAAUGAUAAAGGAAGCAUUUAAAUUUUUUUUUUUUCCAAAGCUCCCUAGACGGACCUCUCUGUGAAUGCUUCAAUGGCGGGGAUGGUGGUGUCAAAGUAGAACUUGGUGCCCGGAGUGGAGUUCAGAUAUAUAUAGUUACCUUGAAAAGAGCAAGUAUGUUUUAGUUUAGGUUACAAAUGAGUGAUACGUAUUGAAAUGACUAUACCUUUGAGCAGCAGAUUUAGCAUAAAUAUAUAUUCUAGACAAAGUUACAUCAGCUGCGUUCAAAUGUCACAAACAGACAUAAGGGUUUUUGGUAAUUAUAAUUUUACACUCUAGAUCAAGAAACUCCUAGGUAAAUCAUUAAUCUAAGAGAGUAGAUGUACAUGCCUGUUCAUCUUUUCAUCUAGGAAGAGUAUGGUGCUACCCAUGAACUCGCCAUUCUUAUUGAUAUUGCGGGAGUCCCAAAAGCAUAAGAGACGGCUGACAACAACCGACAAAGGCGGAGAUCGUAGAAAGUAGCGUGGGGACCGGCUGAUUGAGCACCAAAAACAGCAAAGGAAGACAUUUUCACGUCUGUAGUAUAAGCCACUGCGGAUGACGAAAGCAGGGAUGUGAGUUGCGAUGUUUAAUCCCGGUCUCGAGGAUCGACUUUAUAUAGAGAGGGCUAUGGCUGAUGUUUUGAAACAGGGGAGUCAUUAAGGGUAUCAUAAGGAAGAUGGAAGGGGUGUAGAAAAUUAAGACUGCCAUAAAUACCCAUUAACGUAUCUUAAAGUAAGGGGGGAGGGCGGAGACACAACCAUCUCGUCGAAAGGAAAAAUGGUUUUGGAAACCGUAGAUCAGAGCGGACAAUGCCUUGAGCGUUUUUUUAAUGGGCUAAGGAUUACCAUCGUAAAUCAAACUUAUGGCCCAGAAACAACCUCAUGCGAUUUCUUAAGUUAAUAAGUACAUAGUGGGUCCCACAUAUAAUAAGAAGCAUCUGAGGUUGGGCCGGAAUGGAGCAAGUUUGGGCUGGAACUUGAAAUUGAUUUGUGACCCAGCCCGUAAUAACAUGGCAGAUUGAUUGGUGGAGAAUAUUUUUGCAUAUGUGGCACCCCUUAUAAGCUCCAAAAAUAGCUCCUUUUAUAUAGUAGUGAUUUUGAAAACGUAAACCGUUGUCUACCGCUGGUUUAUAGUUAAUGAUUAAGUUGGUACGGUAGUUGGGUUUGAUAAUCCGGUUUACUAUUGAAUUGCAUUUCACUUGGAUGGAUUUCAUUUUUCCGGUUCGUCUUCUUCGCCCUUAUUCACACAGUUGUCUUCGUCAGAGAUGUGCAACUUGCAGCAGGUGAAAGCAGCGCAGAAUAGUUUGUACUGCGCUGGUUAAAUGUUGAAGGGGGCUGGAUGGUGAAGCUACUGAACCUCUAUGAUCAAGGAAAUGGAAGAAGAUAGAGAAGAAUCAAAAGGUCCAGAGAUUGAGUUUGCAAUAACAGAGUUUACGAGAUGACUUCAAAUCCAACGAAGAAGAGAUGGUUGCAGUUCUUUGAUCAUGCUAGAUUAGAGAGAACAGACGAGCUUUUACUCAAGGUAGGAGCUUUAAGCUUACUUCUUCAAACAGCUAGGAGGAGGGCAUCUUCUGUGGAUGCUAUGGAGCCAGCUCAAGGCAUUCUCUUGAUUCUCUAGAAUUUGACUCUGGAAGCAAAUGAAGAACAUAAGCACUAUUUUCUUGGGAUUGGGAACAGGCCAACAAAAUAGUGCUUAUCUUCUUCGAAAGGCUAAGCCAUCCUUCGGGGGUCAAGAAGUCAAACAAACAGCAAAGAAACACGGAGAUGGUUGCUUAACAUACGGUGAGCCACUAGUUUACUAGAAUCUCGCCUUACUUCAAAUUAGAAGGCUUGGUUGCGUCGUUAUAUGCAUCAUGAAUCAUGAUCUAGCUGGUCUCACUGCAAGCCUGGACAUAACAUUCACUGAACAGCAGGCCAGUAGGCAUUAGUCAACAAGAAAAGAUUCACAUCUCAAAAUCUUAAGGCAGGGAUCCCUGACUGUGUUUGAUAAUGUGUAUGUUCCAGGUUAAAUGCUACAUGAAGCAAACCUUCUUAUAGACGAUGAUGGAGUUCUUAGAAUAUGAGAUUUUGGGCUUGCAACGUUUUUUGUUGAUGCGAGUAAAAGGCAAGUAAUGACGACAAGGGUUGUUACUCUAUGGGACUAUGGCACAGAGCACCAGAGCUGCCCCACGGUGCUGAUGUCGCCUGUCGGCAUUGACUUAGAAGCUACAAGGCUUUGCUAUAAUCUUUGUAAGUAUCAAUAUUUUUUUCUUUUUCAAUAUAAAAUCGCAGUCAUGUUGUGUAUUUUUAAAAGAAAAUUCAGUCGGUCUCACUAGAAAUUAGCUAAGUUUAAUGUAGGAUCAACUUUGAAUAUUAGGCAUAUCAAAGGGAUAAUUAAUAACGAGAUCUGGAAAUGAUAGUAUAAUCAUAGUAGUAAGUAUAGAGGCAUGAAACAGAGCUGGAACUAUUAAAUUAUGAGGAAUCAUCCAAUUUAAGUGUUUGGUAGAGAUUGCUGUUGAGUGUUGACUCUGUUCAUUUUUUUUUGUUUCUUUUGCAUCGACUGCUUUCCUUCUAUUAUUACUCUGCAGCCGACAAAAAUAAAAUUAAGAAUAAACACAACGCCUGUUAAUUAAUUCAAUUUUGGCAACGAAGUGAACAGACAAAAUAUUCUUUAAAACAUAAAAAGGUUGUUUCAAAGUCACGUUUUCAAUUUGUCUUCUUAACCUUUUGUGAUGCUUAGAAGUCAAAUUGUGUCCAAUCUAUUAAUCAUAUUUUCUUUUUGUUUCUUGAAUGUAGAAUAAACAAUCAGUCUUAAUUGGUUAAUAAACUGUAUUUAAGACAUAACUAUUAUCGGUCACAAAUUACUUAUUCUUGUAGGUUUAAGAUCUAAACUGCAACGUUACAUUACUUACCUUUAGUUACUUCAAAAGCCAUGAAUGAACAAACUCUCCAACCUUCAACAUUAAUAGGCCACAUUAAAUGGAUGGCAAAUAUAGGUGGAAGGAAUCUUAAUAUCCAACGUGGAGACAUGACAAAGGGUGACAAGGAAGUGGACCGAAAGCACACCGUCCUGGACAUCCUGUCUUUGUUAUCACUUUUAUCACUUGUCAGCUACUCUUUGCUCUCUUCUUUUAAUCAUCAUUAUUGCUUAUUCAAUAUUCAAGACACUCCCGUCUUUGUUGCUGAUUCAAAACUACUAGUAUACUAUUCAAAACUUCUUACUUCUAUUAUUCAGAUCUA